AUGUCCACCUACUCUCUGCAGUCGCCUCCUGGAGCGCCUCCUGGUCCUGGGCAAGGCAUGCAGCCGCGGCUCACUUCGAUAGUGCGUCCAGCUGCCUACUACGUCCGGGCACCAGCUCCAGCAGUUCAAGUGCAAGUUGCCGGUGCUCCCCGACCCCCGGGCGGCCCGGGUGUCCCGGGUGCCGCCCCUUUGCCCCGGCCCGUGCGAUGGAGCGUGGCUCCGGGCACCGUGACUUCCCCCCUUGCGGGCCAUCCAGGUAUGCCCGUUGUGAGGCCAGUGCCGGUCGUGCCAAAGCAGCCGAUCCCAGCUGUGCCUGCAGGUGUCCAAGCUCUCCGUCCCGUGAAUGCCACAAGUCCGGUGCCAGUGCCGCAGCCCGGUCCUGCCGCUCCCGUCCACCCUUUACAAGUCCUCGGCCAGUCUCUGGCAGUGGCCCAGGCCCCGGCGCAGGCGGAGCAGGAGCCGGAAACCUCUGAGGAGACGCGACCGGAGAGUGAGGCUUCCUCUGCAACUUCGCCAAGAAGUGCACCAAGUCCAGCGGGAGCCACCGCCAGCCCACCUACAGACUCGCCGAACGAUGUAAAGACACCUGAGCCGACUGGAACGCCAAAGGGCCAGCCUGUUCCUGCCGUGGAAGAACUGCGAAGCAAGAAGGUAGCUGCCGAGUCCAAUUCGGAUACAAAGCCGGCAGAAGAACCUAGAGACAGCAGUUGCACAAAGUCAGCUCGUCAUCGUGAUCAACCUGCAUUGGCAGUUCUUGCUGCGGCCUUCGCUGCUGGUACAGCGGAUGAUGUGCAUUUACAGCGUGGCUUUGCAGCCGACGUGCGCAAACUGGAACUUCCGGAAGCAGGAUUGUACCCGGACAUAGAGGACAUGGGUUCGGCUGAGUGGCCUACCUGGGUCGACAGCACAGCAGAGGACACCGGCCGCGGUGGUGCGAUUGCUUUUGUGCCCUCCUCCGUCCGGAGCGAUUCCCAUUGUAUAUACUUUGUACACGGCGGGGGAUUUGAGUACGGCUCCCCGCUGGAAGAUGGCUACGAUAGUCUUUGCUCGCGAAUAGCAGCAGGUUCAGGCCUUGUGGUUGUAUGUCCGGAUCAUCCUCUGUCCGGCGAGAGCCGGCCGUUCAAAGCACCGGAAAUCAUCGACGUGCUGCUGAAAGGUUUACGGUGGCUACUACGCUUCGACCCCGUGACAAAGGAGCGAAGGAAAGCUCCCCCGAAGCUGAUCGUCGCUGGGGACUCCGCUGGAGCCACGCAGGCGCUUUCAAUUGCAUUGCGUGCGCUGGAACAAGACGACACGGAACUGACAGCGUCACUUUGUGGGCUGGUGCUGAUUUCACCAUGGCUUGACCUGAGCUGUGGAAGCCACACCUAUGUGAGCAACGCCUAUGCAGAGGAGGGCGACACCGGCGAUCUCGCCUUUCGGGAGCAUGCCGAUGACAACAGAGCAUCUUUCCGUCGUAUGGCCAUGACAUACACCGGAUCAUCGGGGCUUCUCAAGGAUGCUACCUUUAGCCCAUACUGGCUGGUGCGCAACCUCGAGUCUGACCUCGUGGCCAAGCUUGCCAAGCUGCCUAUGUGGAUUUGUGCUGGUGCGGCAGAGACGCUGAGUGGCGAGGUCCUGGACUUUGCUCAGCGACUUCGGGGCAAGGUACCCAUUGAGGCAUGGCUCCAUGAAGGCAUGUUCCAUGACUGGGUGAUGUAUACAACAGACCAUCCCAUGCCUAGCAAAGAUGCUGCAAUGAACAACAUGUUUGACUUCAUUGCCAGGAUACGCGGUACAUCCUUCAACACUGCAAAUGGCAUUCAUUACUAUAUAGAUGAAUGGGAAUGA
This is a messenger RNA of Symbiodinium sp. CCMP2592, 1830 nucleotides long. Lineage: Eukaryota; Dinophyceae; Suessiales; Symbiodiniaceae. The record is from the annotation of a GenBank genome assembly.